AUUUGAUCUUCCGAUCCGACAGUCAUGCACUGGAAAUUUACGGUUUUGUGCUGCUCUCGUGUUUGAUAACAACAGUGUACAAUGAUUUGACAAAUAUAUGUCAUAAAGUAUAACUUGUUAGAAGAAAAGCAGAAAAACCUCCAGCAUGAUUGGGUCUUCAAAAGUAGUACUUUUUUUGUUGCGGGAUCGAAUACUAUUGAAUGUGACAAGCUUUGGUAAACAAAAGUUUGGUCUAAGACUAGCUUACUCAACCUCUGAUGUGCUAAGCCGCCAGGCUGUUACUCUUGCAAAUAUAACAUCAGAACCUACGUUUCCACAGGGAAUACAAGGAGAUAAUGAUGCUAACCUUAAAUUAUGGUUUGAUACAUGCAACAGAUAUGGCUUGGAGAACUGUCAUGAUCAGUUACAAGGAAUUCAAUCUGGAAGAAAAACCCUUAGUCAAGUGCUUGCAGAACAAGAUGCUUUAAUACAACAGAUUGCAGAACAAUACAAAGCUGAGGCAAAAAAGCAACAAUAUGAAACAGACAGUAUCCAAGGCGUUCAAGAUAUUAAUCAUUUACCAAACAUUGACACUCCAUGCCCACAAGGUGUUCAGGGGAGUGAAUGCGCACAAUUUAAACUUUGGUUGCAGAACUGUCACAGAUUUGGCUUCCAGAACUGUUUAGAGCAGUUUCAAAGCGCAAGAACUGGACAAAAAACAUUGUCAGAUAUAUUUAAAGAGCAGGAUCAUAUUAUUCGUUCUGUUGUAUCCCAGUAUCAACAAAAACGCUCUUACAGUACUUCACCUAAAUCAAGCGACCCAAAUAGAUCAGCUACCAGUACAGCUAAUACAACAGAACCAGAAAUGUCUGAUGUUAAAGUUGUAAAACUUUCUCAAAAAGAAAGAUUUAAAAAAGCUGUAAAAGAAUAUGGUGCUACAGUUAUUGUCUUCCAUGUAGGCAUAUCUCUUAUUUCAUUAGGUGGAUUUUAUUUAGCUGUUUCAAGUGGCAUUGAUUUAGUUGGUAUUUUGACAAGAUUAGGAGUUGGAGAAAGUAUUCUGCAAUCUAAAGUGGUAUCAGGUGCUGGUACAUUUGUUGUUGCCUAUGCUGUCCAUAAGGUUUUUGCUCCAGUACGAAUUGGAAUAACAUUAACAUCAAGUCCAUUCAUUGUUCGAUAUUUGAGAAGAAUAGGAUUCUUGAAGACACCUAAAACUAUUGUUAAAUAAUCAGUAAAACGUCUUUUGAACUGGCUGAUGCAUUUUCAGUUCAUAAAAUUGACAGUAAAAUUUAUGUUGGCGAAAUGAAACUAGAUAAUUUGUGCUAACGUUUUCGCAACUGAAGUUGCUCUUCAGGCAUUUACUAUAACAUUAAUCAUAUAUAUGUAUACAAAAUAAUAAUAAUGAAUACAUGUACAUACAUAUGUGAAGGCAUUUUUGUGAAACACUUAAGAUAUAUUUUAGUUUUAAAAACCUUGGUAUUUUGUGGUGAUAGACUCUUGUAAACUUGUGCAUGCCGGGAUAACCAAAUAUAUUUAGAGUGUUAUUGGGGUGAUUAUCAAGUCAUUUCACACAAUUGAGGAAUGAAAUUUCUUACAUAAGUUACGCCGUUUAACAAGUCUAGAGUUCGUUUUGAUUUGAAAUUUCCAGUCAAGGUAAAAAGGGCUAUAUCAUCACAUGAUUAAAUUUACUCUUUACUCCUUAGUCCUUAACUGUGUUGUAAAAUCAGGGACUACCCCUUUAAUUCCUAUAGAUUGUGUUUUAUGGCAUAUUUUACCACAUAAAAUAUAACAAUAGUACAAAUCUUUGGAACAUAUGGGAAUCUAAUGCAAUUAAUUUAAUGUUUCACAAAAAUGGCUCAGGUUAAUUUAUAUAAUAAUAACUAGAACUUUGCAUGUAAGUGAGCAAUAUAAAGGUUGUUAAAGUAUAUAAUUCACAACAUAGUUAAAUAUACAUGUAUAUAACUUAGCAAAGCAUGCAUUGUCUAUAACUUGUGUAUGGUAAUAUAGUUGAUCUAAAACUGUUAAAAAUAUAUAUAAGUGAUUGGCAUAAAUAUAUUAUUAUACAGUGUAUUACAGUGACCUUAUUAACUUAAAACAGAUAUAUUUUUGAUAUGUUGAAAAAAACAAAGAAUGGCAGUGACAUUAAAAAUAAUAUGUGUCCGAUGUACUGUAUGAGUGUGAAAAAAAUAAUGUUUCAUAUUGUUUAAAUUUUAAAUCACUGUCAGUGUUAUUAUGGUAACUUUACAUUUGAAGACAACAUGUGAUGGUUAUGUUAAAAAGUUGCUUUAUAUAUGCCCAAAUUGAAAUGUCAUAAUUUGUCGUUGCCCCCUUACGUCCGUCUGGCAUCCAGAAUUGCUUGUAGACGCUCUAUAGAAAAUAAAUGGGGUUUAACGUCCGACUAUUCUGCUCUAACUGGGCUAAUGAAGACGGCAUAGGGUAUGCAGUGUGCUAUGAGGGAAAUUUUGCCCAGGCAGCGGCACUGUGGCCUACUCUUAUAUCGAAUUCCAACUGCCAAGCGAUCUUUUAUGUGCACACCAAUGUAUACAUGGGACCUCUGUUUUUUGUCUCAUCCAAAUGACUAGACAGCUGUCCUUGUCAGGCCCUCCAUCCUGCACCACUGACAAGGGGAAACCAUGUCGGAAAAUCCUGAUGAACGUUCUCAGCACUGCAGGGAUCGAACAUGCGACCUUCAUGCUAGUGAGCCAGCGUCUUACCCACUUAGCAACUGUGGCUUCGAUGCUCUAAAGGCUAAAGUUAAUAUCCCGAAUGACUUUAAAUUUAUAUACAGUGUUUAUGGUAAUGAGACGGAGAAUCCUAUUGAUUUUCACCGAUUUCCGAUAAUUACUGCCAGAGUUAUGGCCCUUGUGGACCUUCUAGAGGCUAAAGUUAAUAUCCAAUUGACUUUAAAUUUAUACAUGGUGUUAAGGUCAUCAGUUCAUGAUUUUAUAUUUAUACAAAGUGUUUAUGCCUAUAUCUAAUCGUCUUGAGACGAACAGGUAUAUGGAUUUUCAAUGAUUUUGAUAACUUGAACAGCUAAAUCCAUCAUAUCAAAUGUUUUGUAUACUAAACGUUAGCAUGGGCCAAACAAAUUCUAAUGGUUUUCUGAUAAUUACUUAAUGAGUUGUUACUUUUUAUCAGAUUUUAGUGUAUUAUAAAUGUUUCAUUACCGACAAAAGUAAAAAUAUGUGACAACUCUUGUUGACUGCUCGGACGAUUUAGCUGCCGUGGGCGUAUGUUUCAUUGCUUGGCAACCUAUCUUUACUAUUUUCCAGUAUGUAAAUCAGUGUGUAGGAAAUACAGUUAACUCUUGGGAGGGAAACUGGGCUAAAGUAUAAUUUACUGUAUGACUCCUAAAAACAUUAUAUAGGCAAGUUCUUGUAUAUACAUGUAAUAUAUAAGAAUCUCACUGUAACCUAGAUUUAAAUAUAGUCUGUAGACCCUAACAUCACAACUUUGAAAAAGUCCUAUUAAUGUUACGAUAAUUUACUCGUGCAGUAGAUGUCUGUUAUGCUUUUUGAAAUUAGAAACCUAUAAAACAAACCAAGAUAAAUAGAAUACUUUAAGAUACAAUUUAUAGUUGCAUUUUUAUAUGACAGGGAAUUCGGUAAAAAGCAAGGCGGUAUGAUUUGUCUUUUAAAAUAAAGGGGGAGCACACAUAUUUUCCUUGUAGUUUUCAUCAUUAGGUUUUUAUAUAGCUUUCAUCAGUUUGUUAGUAGAGCCUUUGCACUUCCUCAAACAAAAAUUUGAUUUUCUGCAGAUCUGUGGAACAUUAUGUAGAAAUUAGACUAUCUUGCUUCAUUUUUAGGCCUGCUGGGAGAUAAACUAUAAAAUUGCAGUUCAGAAUGGUCAAAUGACAGUGUUAAAACUUUGAGUACCAUUAUGUCUCAUUGUGCUUAGUUUACAAUAUUGGCCCUGUUGGGGGAAACAGUCAUGAAGUUGUAAAAGAAUGUUCUUUUGUACUUUAUAGAAUAUAACCUACCAUAAACUUUAAACUAAACAUUCAUAUUUUGUACGAAGUAUAGCAAAGAUAACAACAGGCCUACAGUAGCUAGUAGCUAAUUCCAAUUCGAAAACUACAAGCAUGAACCUCACUCAUAUAGCAGUUUAAUUUAUCUCCAUUGCAACUGUCAAAAUCUAACAGCCCGAAGAUCUCAAUUCCAUAAUAUCUUUUAAACCGAAUUGACCCACAUUUCUGCUAACUUGAAACCUAGAACCGAACAGGCAUGAUUUUGCUACAGCUGAAACAAAGACUUUGUGGAUUCAAAGGACCUUUAACAAAGAUUAUGCAAGAGCUAAAUCUGCCAAUUGCACGUCUUUCUUUAGGCCUGAAAUGUUAUUUAAGUUAUUAAUUAGACAUUAAUUAACUUAUCCAGACCAUAAUCAACCCUCGGUGAAAUCGCUAGCCUGCGAUAUGUUUUGGAUUAGAAUCAUAUCUGCUGCUUAACGCUCAUAGAUAAUUAAAAAAAAAAGUGGAUAAUUGAGUCUAUGUUUUUUAUCGUACCGACUUCAGUAAUGAUGAUCGAGGCUUGACUGAAAUUUUCAGCAAAUUGCCUUUACAUUAUCUAGUUUUUAACUAUUAUAGUGAGAACUGCCAGCUCUUUAUCUAAUCUCCCAUAAUGUACGGUAUCUUUAAUUUUAACAUGUGCAUAUAAUAAUAAUAAUAAAAAUAAUGUGAACGUUUGUAUGGUGCUAUUCCACACUGACUGUAUGCUCGUAGCACAUAUCUUCAAUUGCCAAUCUUUGUCUUUGGGCACAAAUUAAAGACAUCUAAAUGGAA
Patella vulgata (common limpet) is the source of this 4753-nucleotide messenger RNA. RefSeq lists its product as uncharacterized. The coding region runs from base 146 to 1204 and encodes 352 amino acids. NCBI's taxonomy places the organism in Eukaryota, Metazoa, Mollusca, Gastropoda, Patellidae. Gene Ontology annotation, cellular component: mitochondrion. The record is from RefSeq and is a predicted model, not a curated record. The transcript is spliced from 3 exons.